Messenger RNA from Chrysochloris asiatica (Cape golden mole), 1015 nucleotides. It is a transcript of the gene SLC25A43, whose product is annotated as solute carrier family 25, member 43. The transcript is spliced from 5 exons. NCBI's taxonomy places the organism in Eukaryota, Metazoa, Chordata, Mammalia, Afrosoricida, Chrysochloridae. The record is from RefSeq and is a predicted model, not a curated record. Gene Ontology annotation, biological process: transmembrane transport. Bases 14 to 1015 code for a protein of 333 amino acids.
CCGGCUGAGCACGAUGGCUACGUGGAGGCGGGACAGCCGGCUGACUGGCAGCCAAAGGCUGCUGUGUGCUGGUCUGGCGGGGACACUCAGUCUUAGUCUCACCGCGCCCCUGGAGCUCACCACCGUGCUGUCCCAGGUCGGCGCCAUGCGCGGCCACGCCCGCGGCCCGUGGGCUAUGGGGCUCUGGGUGUGGCGGACUCAGGGGCCCCGGGCCCUCUGGAAGGGGAACGGGGUGGCAUGCCUGCGCCUCUUUCCUUGCAGCAUCGUGCAGCUGGCCUCCUACCGCAAGUUUGUCACGCUGUUCACAGAUGACUUGGACCAUAUUUCCCAGUGGAGCUCCAUCAUGGCUGGGAGUCUUGCAGGCAUGGUAUCCACCAUUGUGACAUACCCUACCGACCUCAUCAAAACCCGCUUGAUCAUGCAGAACAUGAUGAAACCUUCUUACAAGGGCUUCUUCCAUGCUUUUUCUACUAUCCAUCAGCAGGAAGGGUUCCUGGCCCUUUAUCGAGGGGUUUCCCUUACUGUUUUAGGUGCCUUUCCAUAUUCUGCUGGCUCCCUUCUCGUUUACAUGAACCUCGAGAAAAUCUGGAAUGGCCCCCAGAAUCAGUUCUCUACCCUCCAGAACUUUGCCAACGUCUGUCUGGCUGCUGCUGUGACCCAGACGCUCUCCUUUCCCUUCGAUAUGGUGAAGAGAAAGAUGCAGGCUCACAGCCCCUUUCUGCCUCACUGUGGAGGAGUAGACAUCCAUUUCUCAGGAGUAGUGGACUGCUUCUGGCAGAUUAUAAAGACCCAAGGGAUUCUGGGACUCUGGAAUGGAUUGACACCCAAUUUACUGAAGAUAGUGCCAUAUUUUGGAGUUAUGUUUAGCACCUUUGAGUUCUGCAAGAGAAUCUUUCUUUAUCAAAAUGGUUACAUUGUAUCUCCUCUGAGCUAUAAAUUGACCCCCGGGGUGGAUCAGAGUUUACAACCCCAGGAAUUAAGAGAAAUAAGGAAGACACCAAAACCAACCGUGUAA